AUGAAUAGGACACUUUCUUAUGGGAACCAGCAAGUUAGUAAUCUUCCUGCUCGUGACAAUAUCGAUAGGCAAGGACGAGAUACUGGAAAGCAACCACAGCCAGCACUAACAAACCUUGUUUGUAAUCAGUGUGGGAAGAACCAUGGUAGGAAUCCAUGUCGAUUGGGUUCGAGCGUUUGUUAUUUUUGUGGUAUGCCUGGACACAUGGCGAGGAAUUGUGAGAAGAAGAUUGCUCAAGAUUCAGCUAAAUCUCAGCAGCCAGGAAGAGUAUUUACAAUGAUGACUGAAGAUGCUCUUUUCCUCUUCAAUUACGUCCGUACUGAUGCAUACAGCAGAGUGAUGGAGAUCUUUCCGGCGUCCGUACUAUUAGUAUGGAACAAAUGUGAGAUACGUGUUUUGGUUUUACUAAGCCUGUUAUGGCAAUUAGCAACUGUAGCAUUGGGGAUCCUUGCCACGAACCAAAUAGAGGUUGACAAGUCCAAUUCUAAAAGAGAGAGCAAAGACCAAUUUCUUCAAGCAUUAUGGGCACCUUUUCUGUUAUUGCAUCUUGGUGGCCCUGACACAAUCACUGCUUAUGCCUUGGAAGACAACACCUUAUGGUUAAGGCACUUGUUUGGUCUAAUUGUCCAAGUUAGUAUUGCAUUCUACAUCUUUCUAAGGUCAUGGGGCAACAAUGCACUAACAUUUGUGGCCAUUCCGGUGUUUGUCUUCGGAAUCAUUAAGUACUCUGAGAGAAAUUGGGUUCUAAGGCCUGCUACCACCGACCAAUUUAGGAAGUCUUUGCCUUCAAAUGUCACGCUACAAAUCCCAAAUUCAGAUCACAUCCGUAGGGACCCUGAAUUGGAAUGUAUUCACAAAGGAUAUUCUUUGUUUCCUCUAGUCAAACGUCUUUAUGCAAAUCUAGGCACAGACCCUCUAGAUUUACCUAAAAGCUUUAAUUUGGUAAAAGAAUGUGUGCUUGAGAUGAAACCAGCAGCCCAUGCCUUUAAAGUGGUGCAAGUGCAACUUGGGUUUUUAUUUGAUGUGCUCUACACAAAGGCCUCUAUAAUUUAUACCAAAAAAGGUCUCUUUCUAAGAUUGGUGAGUGCUUUAUCCAUAACAUGUGCAGUGGUUGCAUUCAUUCUUGUGAUUCAUGGUGAUAAUGCCUACUCAAGGGUUGAUGUUGAUAUAACAUAUGUUUUGUUUAUUGGGGCAAUCUUUCUUGAGCUUUAUGCAUUUUUUGCCAUUACUUUGUCUGAUUGGACAAUGUGUUGGCUAACCAAAAGAGAGAGGAGGAGUUGUUUGCUAAACUUAAUGUACUCUUCCAUUUCUCGCUUUCGAUCAAUUUUAUCAGGCAGUAAAGACAAGUUAUACAUGAGUCAACUCAGCCUGAUGGAUCUUUGCUCAAAAGAGACAACCAGAUCUUGCAUUGAAGACUACUUGUUCAGCAAAAUCUUACCCUUGGAAUUUAAUCUGCUCCGUAAUGAGCGAGUGGAAGAGGUGGAUACCGAUAUGAAAGAAGUUAUAUUUAAAGAACUAAUAGAAGCUAUUCAAUAUGGUAAGAAUCAAGAUGAAAGGAAUAGUUUAGCAGAAACUGUGCUUACAGGUCAUGUUAUAACAGAGAUUGUGUACCACUCCACUAGUCCUAGUCCUGGUGAGGAAGGCAAACGCAAACGUGAAACAUGCAAGAAGAUAUCUGAUUAUCUAUUCUAUAUAUUGCUUCAACACCCUUCCAUGUUGCCUCCAUGGAUUGGUGGUAUUGAAUAUAUCCAAGACACCAUCAAUCAUGCCCAAGAGUUAUGUCAUCAUGCAAAGUCUCCUGCUCAAGCUGCUCAAAUUCUAAUGCAAUAUGUGAAUACGAAACAUGAUGGACUGAAAAAUCGCAAGUCACUGUUAUAUGCAUUUUCCAAUGAAGAUAAGCCAAGUUUUGCAGACUUGGAUGAGCUACAUGGUUUCUGGUUAAAUAUCUUGAUCUCCGGUUCACAUGCUCAACAACUACCAAGUGGAGGGGAAUUCCUUACUCAUGUUAGUCUUCUCAUGACGGAUCAUUUUCUAAGUGAAAUCUUGUCGGGAAAUCAAACUUCAGACAGCGAUGAUGGCUCCGAGGAAAGAGAGGUGCGGAUGAGGGAUGGGCAAGAGCCAUAAACCACAAACCAGCAUCUCCACAUUCUGCUUUUCAGGCUCUCUAGUUCUGGUUUGCGGUUCUUGUCACACAAAAACAUACAUAGUUCAUUAGUAAUGUACAUACUACAAAUAUUAUAUAUCAUUCUUUUUGUUAUUGUAUAUCCUCCACCAGUAUUAUAUUUGUUAUGCACGUUUUUUUUCGGUUUGUACAUCACAUUCAUUUUUUGAACAACAAAAAUUCUAACAAUUUCAUAAUUAACAUGACAGGAACAAGAUACACAUAACAUCGUUAUGAGUUUUAGAGAAAUUUGUAUUGCAUAACAUUCGUUUUUUUUUUAUACUUAAUCAAUAUGAGGAGUGUCAGGGCACUGAUCCUGAGCUCUUGCUCCAUUGAAGAACUUCCACAGCUCAAAGGAAUCAUAUGAAGGUAAGCCUUACCCCAUACUGUCCUUUGGUAAAUGUUGUCAGAGUUGUUCAUAUUCCAAAAUGCUUAUCUGUGUUACAGUAUCUAUCACUUUAGAAAUGUGGUACAUUUAUAACUCAAAAUAGUAGUGUCACGUACUCAAUGUUUUCGGAUACAUUACCAGAUUCUUAAAAAUGAUCGAUGAUAAAGUAUGCAGAGAGUAUUAUAUUUUAAAUUAAAUUUGUAAACUCUGCAUAGCAUGCAAUAAUCAUCAGUUGGUAUUUCAGUUUCACCGUUGUCGCAAUAUAAGGUUGUCAAUCUCAGCAGCUAAUAAAGGACACACAUCAACCGAAUAUUUUGAAGAGUUCAAAGUUUGACAUGUUCAUGAUAUUUUGGCUGGUUUUAGUCCACAUUUUCUUUGCAAUUUCUUUUAUUUCUACCUCUUGUUUUUGUUGCACUGCACUAUCUCCUACGUAGAACAUAUUAACGGGGUACUGCUUCUUGUAUUUCCAAUUUCUACCACUUAAGCUUAGGAUUUUGCCUUCCCUUCUUUUAUAUAUGAAUCCCUGCUAGGGAGACAAUGGAGUAUUUGAAAAAUGUGUAUUUAUUUAGCCCAAUAUGAAUUAAAAAAUAAACAUCCAGAGGAAAAUACUACUAAUUUCUCAAACACAAUACACUCAUAUUAUCCAGAAUAACCAUUUAGGUACCAGACAUAAUCAACAUCUGAUAUCCUAUUGAAUCGAACAUCCCUAAACCCCAUUGUACACAUUAUAUAGAUAUUUCAUUGGCUCCCUA
Messenger RNA from Arachis ipaensis, 3301 nucleotides. The record is from RefSeq and is a predicted model, not a curated record. NCBI's taxonomy places the organism in Eukaryota, Viridiplantae, Streptophyta, Magnoliopsida, Fabales, Fabaceae.